Molecule: messenger RNA, 417 nt
Organism: Sturnus vulgaris (Common starling)
Lineage: Eukaryota; Metazoa; Chordata; Aves; Passeriformes; Sturnidae
Gene: ROMO1
Product: reactive oxygen species modulator 1
Biological process (GO): protein import into mitochondrial matrix; protein insertion into mitochondrial inner membrane
Cellular component (GO): TIM23 mitochondrial import inner membrane translocase complex
Source: RefSeq, a predicted model, not a curated record
GGGCCCAGACUGGCGGAGGCGCGGUGCGGCCUAGCGAGAUGCCUGUGACCGUAGGCCCGUACGGGCAGUCGCAGCCCAGCUGCUUUGACAGAAUAAAGAUGGGUUUCAUGAUGGGCUUUGCAGUGGGCAUGGCUGCAGGAGCGCUGUUCGGCACCUUUUCCUGCCUCAGGAUUGGCAUGAGAGGACGAGAGCUGAUGGGUGGAGUUGGCAAAACGAUGAUGCAAAGCGGAGGGACAUUUGGGACAUUCAUGGCCAUUGGUAUGGGAAUACGCUGCUAAUCUGGAAUUUGGGAUUUAUCCCACAGUGCCCCCAGCCAGCCAUUCCUCUGCUAUACAAUAAUAAAGUCUUUAGCUACUUGGAAGUGAGAGCUCUUAAUGAAAUAGCACAGUCCUACCUGCUGUGCUCUGCUGAUUGUAA